AUGUCUCUGCCACUAGGCGUGAGUGGACCAUCUGUCUUCAUCUUCCCCCCAAAACCCAAGGACACCCUGAUGAUCACUGGAAAGCCUGAGGUCACGUGUGUGGUGGUGGACGUGGGCCAGGAUGACCCCGAGGUCAAGUUCUCCUGGUUCGUGAAUGACGUGGAGGUGCACACGGCCAGGACAAAGCCGAAAGAGGAGCAGUUCAACAGCACCUACCGUGUGGUCAGCGCCCUGCCCAUCCAACAUGAUGACUGGAGUCAGGGAAAGGAGUUCAAGUGCAAGGUUAACAACGAAGGCCUCCCGGCCCCCAUCGUGAGGACCAUCUCCAGGACCAAAGGGCAGGCCCUGGAGCCACAGGUGUACGUCCUGGCCCCACCCCGGGAAGAGCUCAGCAAAAGCACGGUCAGCCUCACCUGCCUGAUCACCGGCUUCUACCCAGACUACAUCGCCGUGGAGUGGCAGAGAGACCGGCAGCCUGAGUCGGAGGGCAAGUACAGCACGACCCCACCCCAGCUGGACGCCGACGGCUCCUACUUCCUGUACAGCAGGCUCAGGGUGAACAAGAGCAGCUGGCUAGAAGGAGACAGCUACACGUGUAUAGUGAUGCAUGAGGCUCUGCACAAUCACUACACACAGAAGUCCAUCUCUAAGUCUCCGGACCUGCGCCUGGAGGAGGAGAGCUGUGCGGACACCCAGGACGGGGAGCUGGACGGGCUCUGGACGACCAUCUCCAUCUUCAUCACGCUCUUCCUGCUCAGCGUCUGCUACAGCGCCACCGUGACCCUCUUCAAGGUGAAGUGGAUCUUCUCAUCAGUGGUGGAGCUGAAGAGGACUAUUGUCCCUGACUACAGAAACAUGAUUGGACAGGGCGCCUAG
Molecule: messenger RNA, 876 nt
Organism: Rangifer tarandus platyrhynchus (Svalbard reindeer)
Lineage: Eukaryota; Metazoa; Chordata; Mammalia; Artiodactyla; Cervidae
Source: the annotation of a GenBank genome assembly